AUGCGUUCGACCUUUAGUCACAUGGUCGUCGUGAAUGCCAUUCUUGGCUUCCUAACCUGGUUAUGCUUCACAUCAUCCUUUGUUAUCGCCCAAUCGCCAGGCUGCUACAGCUGCAUCAAAACGGCCAUCCCCACUGUCCAGAACUGCGCAUCCCUUAGUCCCAAACAGUACGCCACACUAGAAAAAGUGAUGUACGGUGUCAAAGUUUAUGAGACGAGCUUCGACUACGCCACCGCUGAUCCAGCUGGUCAGAGCUGUCUAGUCUCGUUGAUGUGGGAUGUAGUCCACUACAAGGCUCAGCUCUGGAGUGCUUGCUUGGACCCGGCGAAGGCUUGCUCGUGGAACGAGAUGAUGCUCUACAUGGCCUUAAUCCCUAGAAUUGCGUCUAUCUAUGGAGCGUCAGACGUUCCGGCCCCGAAACUUGUAGAUGCCCCAAAAUAG
Messenger RNA from Linnemannia hyalina, 441 nucleotides. The record is from the annotation of a GenBank genome assembly. Lineage: Eukaryota; Fungi; Mortierellomycota; Mortierellomycetes; Mortierellales; Mortierellaceae.